CGCUGUGACAUAUAAUACAUUAAUUGCGAACGGGGAAGGAAAAGUCACGCUGCUGUCUUUUAAUUAGAUUAUAUUUGUCAGGCGUUUUGUAUUGCAGUGAUAGUGUUUUAUCCUUUUAGUUGUUUUCCUUUUAGUUUCCUGGCUGUGCUGGUUGGUUCCAACAUGUCGGGGAUGCAGCAGCUCAGGCUCCUGGUUAGCGAGCGGCUAACGGCGGCUGCAGAGGAGAUCUUCGGGCUCUUUGAGAAAACAAUAACGGAGUACCAGGAAGAGACGGUCCGCUCCAAGAGAGAAAUCAUCCAGCUGAGACAGCAGAUCGAGCAGCUGACCGUCUUACAGCCCCGGGUGUCUUUGUUCAAAGAAGACGUGCAAUCACUGGCUGGGAAUCAAAGUCAGCCUCCAGCUGAAGAACAAAAGGAAAGUCGGGAGCAUCAGAGGGUCAAAGAAGAGCAGCUGGAUGUCUGCAUCAACCCACACCAGGAUUCUCCACAGGAUGUCAAAGUUUUUCCUGCUGGAUCAGAGACAACCGUUCAAACGGAGCCCCAGGUGUUACCCAGUGUCAGCUCCAUAACUGAAACAACAAACAAUGAUGACGUCCAUAAUGAAUGGACUAAUGAUGUUGGGCCAGAUUUGUCUUAUUUUGACCCAAAUCCCGGUGAAAUUACUUAUUUGCAGCAGGAAAUAGCCCUCGAUAACAAGUCCUGCCGUAUCUGUGCCAAGUUCUUCAUCAGGGACUCGGCUUUGAUCAGGCACAUGGAGGAGGUCCACACUGGACACAAGGCCUUUAAAUGCUUCGAAUGCCACAAGGAGUUUGCUCGUAGAGAUAGCCUGGCUUUGCAUUUGAGGGUUCACACAGGUGAGAAGCCGCACAGGUGCCCCUUCUGUCAGAAGACCUUCACCCAGACUUCAAACCUCAGAGUUCACAUGAGGAAACACACGGGCGAGAAGCCGUACUUCUGCGACAACUGUGGCAAAAUGGUGGCACACUCCUACCACCUGAAGACAUGCUCCAGUCAUGCCUCGUAUACCAAGAAUAACAGCAGGGAGAAGAAAUUCCGCUGCUUCCAAUGUGGCAAAAAAUUUCGCUCCAUUCCAGACCUCAAUAUGCACAUGAAGAUUCAUGAAGCCAGAAAAUCACGGGCUCUUGUGCAGAUGUUUUCUUAGUCUUUUUUUUUUCCCAGCAUUUUUUUUUACACUGUCAAAAGUAUAGCAUGACGAAAUUCACAUUCUGCACUAAACCCAUCACCCCAGGGGUACAGAGUGUUUAUUUUACUUGUAAAAUGUAGAAAAUAUAGAGAAUUGUGAAUAAAAAUUGUGAUUUGUUUUUGUACCCCUAAAAAGCUUGUAAAGGUUUACAUAUAGUGUCUUUUGGGCCCUUUUAUUCCAUAUAUCUGUGAUUAAACUAAG
Molecule: messenger RNA, 1404 nt
Organism: Cyprinodon variegatus (sheepshead minnow)
Lineage: Eukaryota; Metazoa; Chordata; Actinopteri; Cyprinodontiformes; Cyprinodontidae
Product: zinc finger and SCAN domain-containing protein 31-like
Exons: 2
Coding region: 163-1161 (332 amino acids)
Biological process (GO): regulation of transcription by RNA polymerase II
Cellular component (GO): nucleus
Molecular function (GO): RNA polymerase II cis-regulatory region sequence-specific DNA binding; DNA-binding transcription factor activity, RNA polymerase II-specific
Source: RefSeq, a predicted model, not a curated record